This is a messenger RNA of Diplodia corticola, 3726 nucleotides long. Its product is annotated as nitrate reductase. The transcript has 4 exons. Gene Ontology annotation, molecular function: molybdenum ion binding; oxidoreductase activity. The coding region runs from base 1 to 3726 and encodes 1241 amino acids. The record is from RefSeq and is a predicted model, not a curated record. Lineage: Eukaryota; Fungi; Ascomycota; Dothideomycetes; Botryosphaeriales; Botryosphaeriaceae.
AUGCCGCCGAUCCCGUGCGCAGUCAGCGUGCGCAGUCAUCCCGGCUCUUCUGCCGACGACAUUGCAAAUGAACCCGACUGGGGAGCCGGCCCACAACACUGCAUUGGCCUGAAAGGGGAUCAGGGCAUCAAGGCUGGCAUUACCCAUCAGCAAGACAACCCCCAUGGCCAUCUUGCUACAUUUCGACGAGGCCGCCAAGAGCUGAAAAAUCGAGCAAUGAAUGGAGAGAUCAUCACUCUUCGCGAUGUGUUGUUAAGAGACACAGAGGAGCUCCCCGACCUUGCCACAAGAGGGUGGCAAGACGUGCUUGACACACCCGAGCACUGUGGAAGGCGCACAGAAGAUUUGCCAGCUAAUCCCGCGUUGAGGCAGUCAAAAGGAAAACUGCCCAAGUGCAAGGAAGAGCAGCAAAGCAAUCAGCAAGAGCACGAGUGGAGAAUGUCCCGCGGUGAGAAGAAGCAUAACAGCGCCUACUCCGGCGUUGAAGACACCGGUUAUGAUUCCGGCAUCGAACAGGGUGGUCCCGCCGGUCUCCAGGAACCCGAGUCGGACAAGCUGCGCGCAAAGUACACGCCGCAGGAAAUUGCACUUCUCUGUAGCGUCCGACACGAGAGGGACUAUGUUUCGCAGCUCCAGAUCAACGACGGCAAAGGCACGUCCCCGCAUCACGAGACUCAUCGAACCCAGAUUUCAAUCGACGACAGGGACCAACUUACCCCUGACAACUGGCUCCCGCGCUCCUCGCACCUGAUUCGCCUGACGGGCAAGCAUCCUCUGAAUGCCGAACCCCGUCUUUCGCACCUGUUCGACGCCGGCCUCAUCACCCCCAACGAGCUGCAUUACGUGCGGAACCACGGCCCAGUUCCGCGGCUGUCGUGGGAACGCCACAGGCUCGUGAUCCAGGGUGGAAAGCUGAUCUUGUCCAUGGACGAGCUGAAAAACAGUUACGACGCAACCAACAUCCCGGUGAUGCUCGCGUCUGCCGGGAACAGGCGGAAGGAGUUUAAUGUAAUCAGGAAAACCAAAGGUUUCGGGUGGGGAGCCGGCGCAGUGGGCUGUGCAUACUGGAAAGGUCCGCUGCUCCACGACGUGCUGCUGUCUGCCGGUGUGUCUCAGGACAUGCCCCAGGGCGACAGCAGACGUUUUUGGAUCCACUUCGAGGGAGCAGAUGACCCGAGCGAGGGCAAGUACGCGACUUGCCUUCCGUUGGAAUAUGCAAUGGACCCCAAGAACGACGUCAUAUUAGCCAUGGAGAUGAACGACGUACCUCUUCCGCCAGACCACGGCUACCCCCUCCGCCUAAUAGUCCCUGGACAUGUCGAUGGGCGCAGCGUCAAGUGGCUGCAGAACAUAUGGGUCAGCGAUCGGGAGAACGACUCGCAUUAUCACAUCUGGGACAACAGGCUUCUGCCAAGUUUUGUGACGGAGAAGGACGGCGAGUUUGCCGAUGCCCUGUUCCACCUUUCAAGCACGGCAUGCAAUGAGCAGACUCUCAAUUCGGUCAUCGUCAAGCCAGCACAGGGCGAGACGAUUCCCUUCGCCCAAGCCCAGAAGGGUCAAAAUUACCGUAUUGCUGGGUAUGCUUACGAUGGCGGCGGGAAUGAAGUCCAGCGUGUUGAGCUAUCUCUCGACGAAGGCCGAACCUGGCUCUAUUGUAUCCGGCAAUACCCUGACUACCCUGUCCGACAUGGGAACAAGUUCUGGACCUGGCUACACUGGCACGUCGAUGUUGAGCUUUCACACUUACUCCGGGCAAAGAGUAUCACCGUGCGCUGCUUUAACGUGUCUAAAUUUGCGCAGCCACAAAGGGCAGAUUGGAAUGUCUUGGGUUUGAUGAACAAUAACUGGUACGUUGUCCGAACGAGCAUAGCGGACAGUGAAGAGCCAGAUGGACCUUCGGUUCUCUUUGAGCAUCCAGUCGAGCCUGGGACUGCAAAUGGAGGAUGGAUGAAGCCAAGCAUUGGAAGUGACGUUGAGAAUUUGAGACGGCAGGCUACAGUGCCACAGAAGCAGUUCACCAGAGAAGAGAUCGAACUGCAUGACAGGGAAGAAGACUGUUGGAUCGUUGUCGAUGGCAGAGUAUACGAUGUCACCAGCGUCUUAUCCUGGCAUCCUGGCGGCAAGGUUGGAAUACUUGGUCAUGCGGGCAAGCUUCACCACAGGACAAGUGACGAGUUCGGAUCCAUCCAUGACGCUUAUGCCUACCAGAAGCUUGAAGAAUGCAUCCUUGGUGUCGUCACCGACAGAGCCGCCAACUACAUCAAGAAGAACGCCACAUCGGCCACAAAAGCACGAGCAGAUUUCUGGAACAAUCAUGACGAGGGAGACUACCAGCUCACAAUACGGAAAAACAGAUGGGUGCCCAUCCGGCUCGUCACCCGACAAGACACCUCUCCCAACAGCCGCACCUACACCUUCGCCUUACCAGACGGCCAGUCGAUCCUCGGCCUGGGGACGUGCCAGUACCUACAGCUAGGCUUCCACCUACCAGACCGCAUGCUCGUCCGGUUCCACACUCCCACGCGCCCCCUACUCCCCGCCUCAAAGCACAGCCUCCACCACCACCAUCACCACAGCGAUCCCCACCGCCCCCUCUCCCCCAACGCUCCCGUAUCUCCGCUAACGACGCGCUUCCCCUCCAUCCCGGACAUUUCCUCCCCCACAUCCACCGGCCCCGGCCCCGGCCACCGCCGCGAAAGCCUCAGCCACAGCCUCCGCGACGGCCUCGACGGCACCUUUGACAUCACCGUCCCCGUCCCCGCCUCACCACCACCACCGCAGUCACCUUCCUCAGCCGGCGACACCACCACCGGCGGCCCCCCUCCGGCUCCCUCCGACCACAACGCCGACGACCCCUUCACCGCCCUCCUGUCCCAGCUGACCCCCGGCUCGACCGCCCUCUCCUGCCGCGGGCCCCUCGGCCCAAUCAUCUACCACGGCUGCGGCGCCUUCACCAUCGACGAGGACGAUGGCGAUGACGGCGAUGACGACUACGACGACCAUGGCGACAUGAAAGCGCAAUCAACAGCGGUAAGGGCAGCCAUCGGCGGAGGGGGGCUAGGACGUGGACGGACAUCCUUCUUCUUCUCCCGCAUCUCCCUCGUCUUGGCCGGCGGCCCCGAAGCCGUGGCCCGCGGGUACGCGCUCAUCGCGCGCGUGCUGCUGUGCGCGGAUCCGACGCCUGUGAGGGUCAUUGUUGUCGUCGGCGGCGGCGGCGAUGGCGGCAGCGGCGGCGGCGGUGAGGGAUCAUCACCUUCGGCGGCGGCGGCGGGGUCUGCGUCUUCGCUAGGGAAGGGAGGAGGAGGGGGAGGAGGGGUAGGAGGGGGAGAAGGAGAAAGAGAAAGAGAUGAGGGGGGAGCAGCGGUCGCGGACCACCGGGACAAAUUGGCGGAGGCGGAGGCGGAAGCCGAAGCCGAAAUGGAAGCGGACGUGGCAGCGGAAGCGGGCGGGUUCUUGCGCGAGGAGCUGGAACAGGCGGUCGAGCGGGGGAGGGGCCAGGUCGGGGUCGUGUGGGUGGCGAUGGCGGAGGUUUUCGAUGGCGGUGACGGUGGCGGUGACGGUGGCGGUGACGGUGGCCGCCACGGCGUUUUGCGCAGGGACUUGUUUGCGCCUGGAGACGGCGCGGGGGUGUUUGUGUGUGGGGAGAUGGGGCUCGUGACGGGGUGGGCGGUGCCCGGUUUGAAGGAUCUGGGGUAUGUGGAGGGGGUGGAUUUGUUUGGACUCUGA